Molecule: messenger RNA, 423 nt
Organism: Venustampulla echinocandica
Lineage: Eukaryota; Fungi; Ascomycota; Leotiomycetes; Helotiales; Pleuroascaceae
Exons: 2
Coding region: 1-423 (140 amino acids)
Source: RefSeq, a predicted model, not a curated record
AUGGCAUCUCUAUCCCUCUACCCUAUGGAAACUCCUCUGGCAUCCACAAACGUGGAUUGCUAUUGUGCGAAUUACUAUAGCUCAACGAACUGCCACAACACCGUCCCAAAAUUCGGCGACCGCUGUCCCCGCUGCGUCGACCAGCUCCCGACUCCGCACUUCUGUUCAUUUUCCUCCCAUCCUACACCGGCUUGUCUACAAAAAGAAGCACCUUCCGAAGAUAUCGGGUAUUUCCAGGUCGUCCCAGGUGCGAGAGGCGGUGGGGAUUAUCCGUCUAUAGAUACGGAGACUGGCAGGAAAGGGAGUUCUGAUAGCGAUGUGGCGAUGAAUCCAACGGUUGAGUGUAUUGAGGAUAUAAAUGAUCCCGAGGCUGGGCCGGUUACGCAGAGAGUCAGGGGCAUGGGGAGUGAAACUGGGUUGUGA